UGCCUUCUCGUAUCGAGUGUACCUGCCAGUAAGCUCGGAGCUUCGGUUCUCGAUGCCGUUCUUUACAUUUUUUUCUACUGACUGGCGAGUUGUUUACAUUAUUACUUACAGAUACGGAUAAUCUCCCAGGUGUUUCAGGCCACUAUUUUUCGAGGCUGUUUGUCCGGGCGAAAAGUUAUCAAGGUCAUUUUCGAAUAUUCACAAUAUUUAUGUGGUAAUAUUGCUUGGAAUUAGUGAGCUAGCAAUAAAAACCCGGAAAUGGAAUCCUCGAAACCGCGAUUUCAUUACAAAACAUUCAUCGAUAAAAAAACUAACGGAAGCAGACGAACGAGAUGAUGUGGAAGCGAGUGACAUUGACAACGAUUUGACAUCAAAUAUAUCUGGAUAAAAAGUUCAAAUCUUAUCGAGAAAUGAAGAUCUCGAUGAUACCAAGAUCGCCGGAGACCCCGGACAAAAGGGAGUGUACGUUGGUGUCGUCUAGUGACUCCAAGGGACCCUUAUCGGAAACGAGCACCACCGCGGGUAACAAUAACCUUUACAACACCAGCGACGAUAAGGAUGCUAAGGAGAAGGCCAAGAAAAAGACGCUCUGCGAGGAAACUGUAUAUGAGUUUGAAGAAGAUGGUCUUACGAUGGAACGAGUCGGAAAAUACCUGGAAAGCAACCCCCUGGUAGUGGAAGCCUGGCUGCGGGACAAAGCGUCUAAUGAAUUAAAAGUAAAGCUUUUGAACACGAGUCUCCUAAAGCAGCAAUCAAGCUUGAGUGUCCGGGCGCAGAACUCCCAGGAGAGCCAGCCCAGAAAGAGGAACAGCGUGACUACUGACCUUUUCCAGUCCUGGCUGGCUUCUAAUUCGCCCAUCAAGCGCUCCAAGAGUCCCAACCGAUUGCCGAUGUCAAUGUCCGGAAGACGAGACGAGCUGACCCAGCUAGACGAAGGUGAGCUUUUCAUGGAGCUGAUCCGGGACGUGGCCAACGAGCUGGACAUCAACGUGCUCUGCCACAAGAUCCUCGUCAAUGUCGGGCUGCUAACUCACGCGGACAGGGGCAGCCUGUUCCUGGCCAAGGGCCCGCAGGACGAGCGAUACCUGGUCGCGAAGCUGUUCGACGUGACCCAGGAUACCGAGCUAGAGAAUGCGAUCCAAAAAGCCAACUCAGAGGAGAUCAGGAUCCCUUUUGGGGUUGGGAUCGCUGGGUACGUCGCCCAAACCAAGGAGAUCAUCAACAUCAAGGACGCGUACAGCGACCCCAGGUUCAACAGCAAGAUCGACUUAAGGACCGGAUACAAGACCACGCUGAUCCUGUCGAUGCCUAUCUGCAAUUACGAAGGCGAUGUUAUUGGAGUCGCUCAGAUCAUCAAUAAGACCAAUGGGAGUAAUGAGUUCACCGAUCGCGAUAUUGAGGUCUUUAAGAGAUACUUGACCUUCUGCGGAAUCGGGAUCCAGAACGCUCAGCUGUUUGAACUGUCUGUGCUGGAGUAUAGGAGGAACCAAAUUUUGCUGAACCUCGCCAGGAGCAUCUUCGAGGAACAGAAUAACUUGGAGUGUCUUGUGACUAAAAUUAUGACGGAAGCCAAGGAGUUGCUCAAGUGUGAAAGGUGCUUGGUGUACUUGCUGGAUUUGGAUUGUGGUGAAGCUGGACAUUUGGAGAAAAUUGUAGAGAGGCCGGGGAAGUCUAUUCAAGAGGACCGCAAACCGCUUUCCAGGAGGGAGAGCAACAACAUUGACAUGGAGGACAUUUUGUCUCGGCAAGCGUUGGCGUCAGACGGAAGCUCAAAGUUCACGAUGGUCUUCGAGAUGGAAAAUGGCGUCCAGGAAGCUCGAGUCAGCAGGCCCAGUGUAAGCGAGCUCGCGAGUCCUUUAGGCAGGAUUGCGAGAUACGUCGCAAGCACGGGCCAGAUCCUGAAUAUAGGUGACGCUGCGAUCUGGUUAAGAAAGGGCGUUAUCGACGAGAGCAAAGAGCCUAUCAAAAGCAUCCUGUGCAUGCCGAUCGUCAACGGACAACGGAGUGUCAUCGGCGUAGCUCAGUUGAUAAAUAAGGACAAUGGAAGCUCGUUUACCGACAGCGACGUCUCUAUAUUCGAGGCGUUCGCGAUUUUCUGUGGACUGGGGAUCCACAACACCCAGAUGUACGAAUCGGCGUGCAAGCUGAUGGCCAAACAAAAGGUCGCCCUUGAGUGUCUGAGCUACCACGCAACCGCGAGCAACGAGGACGCCCUUAAGCUCACGACUGAUCCCAUUCCUUCGGCCGAGCAGUUCAACCUUUACAGUUUUACCUUUAUUGACUUUGACCUUAGUGAUGAGGAUACCUGUAGGGCCACCGUUAGGAUGUUCAAGGCCUGCGACCUUAUUCAAAGGUUUCAUAUUCCCUACGAUGUGCUCUGCAGAUGGGUUCUUAGUGUUAAGAAAAAUUAUAGGCCUGUAAAAUACCACAAUUGGCGACACGCAUUAAACGUCGCCCAAACGAUGUUCGCAAUGCUAAAAACGGGAAAAAUGGAGCAAUUCAUGACCGACCUAGAGAUCUUGGGUCUUCUGGUGGCCUGUCUGUGCCACGAUUUGGACCACCGAGGAACAAACAACGCCUUCCAGACAAAAACCGAAUCGCCGUUAGCGAUCCUCUACUCCACGAGCACUAUGGAGCACCACCACUUUGAUCAAUGCGUGAUGAUCCUCAACUCCGACAGCAACAACAUCUUCCAAACCUUGUCAAUGGAGGAUUACCGACGUGUCAUGAAGGUCGUCGAGAGCGCAAUUCUUUCUACAGACUUGGCCGUGUACUUCAAAAAGAAAAAUAAAUUCAUGGAGUUGAUCGACGACGGAGAAUUCGACUGGCAAAGCGAGGAGAAAAAAGAACUACUCUGCGGAAUGAUGAUGACAGCCUGCGACGUGAGCGCGAUAGCCAAGCCCUGGGACGUCCAGCACCGAGUAGCAAAGCUGGUGGCCGAUGAAUUUUUCGACCAGGGUGACUUGGAGAAGCUUCAGCUGAACCAACAGCCAGUCGCGAUGAUGGACCGCGAACGCCGUGACGAACUUCCGCAGAUGCAAGUCGGGUUCAUCGACGUGAUUUGCCUGCCCUUGUACAAGGUCCUCUCAGAGACCUUCCCGUGGAUCAUGCCUCUCUACGAGGGCACCACCGAGAACCGGAAGAACUGGCAGGAUUUGGCAGAGAAAGUCGAGAUGGGGCUCACGUGGAUCGACCGCGACACUAUCGAGGAACCUGUCGAGGAGUUUGUAUCCCAGGAGCCGAAAGACAUCGAAUUUACAGUGACUACACUCAACUGCACGACUGCGACUCCUGGAACUGCCAAGGAGUUCCCCAAGACCGCUCUUGGCAGGUUCGCGUCGCUCCGGAAGGGCGGAAGGUCACUCGGGAAAGGAGUCAGACAUCGACUCAGCAAGUCGCUUUAUACCAGAAAUAAUUCGGAAGAUACUGGCAAGGUCAAGGUUAUGCUUCCUGACCGGAAGAGCAAUAAGAACAAACUUUGCUUGCUCAUUUGACGGCUCACUAACUCUAGUGCUCUUGAAAGUAUACCGGAAUAGUGAGCUUCUUGGACGAUAGAAAUUUUUUAUGGAAAAGAGAGUUGGGUUUUUGAAAUCCGGAGGAAAUUACGCGGAGAUUGAGUACCCGCAUGACUAGGUUCGGUGAUGGUGAAGGUCAUUGGUGUUAACAAUUGGGAAAACUGGUGGUUUAAAAUUGGACUUAUUAAUUACAAUUGAGCUUGUGUUGGGACAAUCAUUGUUAAAAAUGGGAACGAUUGUUGUUAAUAGUUAAAUAAUUGGUAUUAACAAUUUAAAUUGGAACAAUUAUUUACAAUUAUGACAGUGUUGAACAAUUGAAAUGAUUGUUAAUUGAAAUUUUUAUUGUGAACAAUUAAAGCAAUUAAUUUAAAUAAUUGGAGUUAACAAUUGGUGAUUAAAAAGUUAUUACCUACAAUUAAACCAAUAUUGAACAAUUGGGACAAUUAUUGUGAACAAUUGAGAUAAUUGUUGUUAACAGUUAAACAAAUUGGUGUUAAUAAUUGGAAAAUUUAUAAGAAAUUGUCACAAUUAAUAACAAUUAAAUCAAUGAUGAACAAUGGGGAUCAUUGUAAACAAUUGGGCCAAUUAUUGUCUAUUGCUGAGAUAAUUGUUGUAAAUAAUUGGAGUAAUUACUCUACAUUAGAGUAAUAAGGAAAAUUUUCAUUAAUUAGAAUAAUUAUUGUUAACAAUUAGAAGAAUUGUUGUUCAUAAAAACAAUUGGAAUAGGUACAGAAAAUUGGUGUUAUUAAUAACAAUUGAGACUAUUGUAAGUAAUUUGACGAAUUGUUAUCAAUUGGAAUAGUUACUUUUGAUAAUUGGCAAAAUUAUUGUUAACAGUUAAACAAUUGGUGUUAACAAUUGAAAUAGUUAACAAUUUUGACAAUUGUUAUGAUAACUAGGAGUGUAAUUGUUAACAAUUGGGAUAAUUAUUGUCAACAAAUAGAGUAAUUGGUAGUAACAAUCGAAUUACAGGUUAUUCAGAUAAUUGCUGUAAAUUGGGAAGUCAUUCUCAACUAUUGGAAAAAUUGUUGAUUAUAAGAACAAUUGUACAAUAAUUGUUGACAAUUGGGAAAAAUUGUUAUUUAAAACAAAGAGAAAAUCAAACAUCAAGAUAACGGCGAUUAAUUGGGAUAUUUAAUGUUAACAAUAGUAUAGUUGUUCCAAUUGUUAAAAACAAUUGGAUAAAUUGUAAAAAUCGAAAAAAGUCAUGUGGGUAGUCAUUUUGCGCGUCUUUUAAUUGAGAUCAACGUCAUAGCUACUUUUUAAGCAAAAAAAAUUUUAUUAAUUUAUUUUUGGAAAACUAAAAAAAUUUUUUUAGAAAUAAGAAUUUGGAGGCUAUAAAAGUGAGAUUUUGUCUUUUUUGUGAUUUAAUUUAACGAAAUCAAAAUGUCCAGUGUAAAUGAAAUAGAAAAUUAUAAACGAGUCAAUUUAGACUUUUUAUGACCGUGAAAAUUCUUUCACGCUGAAAUAAAUAGAAUAAAUAAAUAAAUAAUUAAACAAUGAAAAGAUUUUUAGUCUUUUGAUAAUAAUUAGACAAAUAACUUAUACUUAAAGUGUAAUAAAUGUAAGUAAUGAUAAAUAGUAAUGCAUGUUAUAAGGUUAAUGAAAUGUAAAUGUUUAGGUUAAGAUAAUAUAUGAAAUAAGGUGAAUUUUAACAAUAAAAAUUUAUGGAAAUAAAGAUUUUUUUUUUUUU
Molecule: messenger RNA, 5208 nt
Organism: Cotesia glomerata
Lineage: Eukaryota; Metazoa; Arthropoda; Insecta; Hymenoptera; Braconidae
Gene: Pde6
Product: cGMP-specific 3',5'-cyclic phosphodiesterase-like
Exons: 9
Coding region: 411-3494 (1027 amino acids)
Biological process (GO): signal transduction
Molecular function (GO): protein binding; 3',5'-cyclic-nucleotide phosphodiesterase activity
Source: RefSeq, a predicted model, not a curated record